AUGAUAAGCUCUUGUGCUGGAGCGAGAAGCUCUCUACGGGAAUUCUCCCUUUUCAAAUUCGAAGGGCCCAUUGCUCAAAGAAUUGCUCUUUUAUCCGUCGCGUCGCUCUUCUUCGCUGUCGCUGGAUCGCCGCACACAACUCGAGCAAAUCUUCCUGAUCUUCAUAGAAAUGGGCAGCCAAUAGCGAAAUAUUUGGAUCUUAUUAUAAGGCUUUCGCCCGGAUCUGCUGGCCGGACACAAGCUGUAUGUACACAGACACAUAUCCAAAGACGUAUGAACAUGCGUUACGGUAUAGAAAAAUUAUGGGUCAAUCGUGAAAAGCGAAAGAAAAGGGAAGUCCUCUCAUGGAUGCAUCUUUGUGUCUCGGAUUCGGCUCAAUGUCGCCUCCGGGUCCGCACUGAACAGCUCCCUCACGCUCGGCGAUGUCGCGAAUAA
Molecule: messenger RNA, 435 nt
Organism: Necator americanus (New World hookworm)
Lineage: Eukaryota; Metazoa; Nematoda; Chromadorea; Rhabditida; Ancylostomatidae
Exons: 4
Coding region: 1-435 (144 amino acids)
Source: RefSeq, a predicted model, not a curated record